AUGGAACAUGAAGGAAGCAAUAAUAACAACAACACAAAUGCUACUGUCGAAAACCCCCAAAGAGAUUCGAGUAUUAACAGCACAAGGGAAUUUUACAUAUCUCAGUCUGAACCGCCUGGUUCAACAUCCUCCCUUCCGACUUCUACCUCACCAACCCCUUCAGCCACAACCCCGUUGGUUACCUCUCCGUUCAACGAACAACCCUCUUCCGGUUCAGCAAACACUACACCAUCAAAUUCGACUUUGCCAACUGUUUCUAUGGUAGAAGAUCAAUCAAUUCAACACUUGAUAUCAUGGGCGCCUUCUGGUGAUGUGUUCAGUGUGUCGAAUCCCACUGAAUUCUCGAAGACGGUCUUGCCACAGUAUUUCAAACACAAUAAUUGGCAGAGUUUUGUGAGACAACUAAAUAUGUAUGGAUUUCAUAAAGUUAAUGACAUGUUUCACGCAAAUCCAUCAAGCGAAAGUCAGGCGUGGGAAUUUAGACAUCAGGAGUUUCGUAGGGGGCAUAUUUCAGCUUUACAAAAUAUCAGGCGCAAAAAUUCAAAACAUCAAUCUACCAGUAAUCAAAUAAAUAUGAAAGGAGGCCUAUCAAAUUCUGGACCGGGACAAAGCUUGUCCUCCGACAUUACUGCUGAGCGUGAUGAAAGAAUAGAUAGUUUAACGAAUCAAAUGGCAGAGUUGAUGGAUAGAAUGCGUCAGAUGACUGAAAAUUACAGUUUGCUCUACGCAGAGACUGUUAUCACCGAUAUAGCAAAUUUUCUUUCAUCCAUAUUUCGCGAAGAAGAUGCAAAUGAUCCUCGGAGCCUAAAACGAAAAUUUGAUGUUGAUUGUAUACAAGCAGAAGUGGCAAAAUUCGGGCAAGGCGACUCUCAAACUCCAUCUCAUCUGCCUCUGUCACAGCAUCCCUCUCACUAUCCCAGAGAGGGUAUUCAACCUGCAAGGACAAUUCCGACAAAUCCGCAACCAAUGUCCGGUGUCGAAUCGACAUCAUCAAUGCAUCACACAGCACGGAUGCAAGAUGUAGAUUAUCGUUCCAACGCGUCCCCGUCGUUCUCUGGUUCUCAGCCGCUUCAUCGAUCACCCGCUAAAAUUCCUACUUCUAGCCCUUUGUCGAUAUUACCCGAAUUUCCGUUUUCUCCACACAUGCAACCGAGCACAAAUUACCUGCGGCAUCGUUCCCCUGAACCGAUGACAAGCGUGGGCAGCAGCGGGAGUGUUUCAAGGUCUUCAUCUAUGGACACUUAUAAGCCAACUUCUAUAACAUCUUCGAAUUCACACACAACGCAAUCCUCAUCUCAAUACACUCAUUCUAGUCCACAUCGUGCUACGCAUCCUCCGCCUCAUAUCCCAAUGUCUUCGUCACAACAUCGAAGAUCCUCUCAACCAUCCUCACUGGGUUUUGGUUCUGAUAGUAAUUUGUUGAAUCCGGAUGGCAAUAGGUACAAGGACAAUAAUUCCAACCCAAUAUCCCAACCUCCACCGCAAAGACCUCCUUCAUCUCCCUCUACUUCAUCCCCCACCUCAUACAGUAAAACGGAUAAUCCAGCUACUGCCAAUCCUACAACAUCACAAUCACGCCCACCGCCAUUACCUGAACCUCCGGAUAAUGAAACUGAAUUUAAACGACGGAAGAGGAAUUAA
Molecule: messenger RNA, 1641 nt
Organism: Acaulospora morrowiae
Lineage: Eukaryota; Fungi; Glomeromycota; Glomeromycetes; Diversisporales; Acaulosporaceae
Source: the annotation of a GenBank genome assembly